Ceraceosorus guamensis is the source of this 1284-nucleotide messenger RNA. RefSeq names its product DUF185-domain-containing protein. Gene Ontology annotation, biological process: mitochondrial respiratory chain complex I assembly. Gene Ontology annotation, cellular component: mitochondrion. The transcript is spliced from 7 exons. The record is from RefSeq and is a predicted model, not a curated record. Gene Ontology annotation, molecular function: protein-arginine omega-N symmetric methyltransferase activity. The annotation marks the transcript as partial. Lineage: Eukaryota; Fungi; Basidiomycota; Exobasidiomycetes; Ceraceosorales; Ceraceosoraceae.
AUUCUGGGCGCGAAAGGCGACUUCAUUACAAGUCCUGAAAUUUGUCAGAUCUUUGGAGAGCUCUUGGCAGUGUACUUGAUAUCCAGAUGGCAAGCCGCUGGAUCUCCAAGCAAAGUCAGAUUGGUCGAGCUAGGACCUGGACGAGGCACACUCCUGUCGGACGUGAUAAGCACGUUCUCUCGAUUUCCUACGCUGCUUUCUUCUUUACGAUCCGUCCAUCUAGUAGAAGCUUCGCCGGGCAUGAUGACCUCGCAAGCAACCGCGCUCGGCUCCAUUUUGGAAUCCUCAGGUCUAGAAAUGAGUUCUGCGGAAGAUGGAGUGGAAAACAAUUCGAAAGACGGACAUAAGCAGCGCAGUGAUGAAGGAGAGGAUGGUCGACGCAAAGUGCAGGUGGAAUGGUUCCCUAGGAUCGAAGAUGUGCCCAUCAGUAAGGAUGCGUACACCAUGGUGCUUGCUCAUGAAUUUUUCGAUGCUCUGCCCAUUCACAUUUUCGAAAAUACGCCCAAUGGUCUACGAGAGGUCCUUGUUGACGUUGAUAGGCCCACCGAGGUGCAGAGCUCCAGCGACGGGCCCGCUGCAUCGUCCACCUCCUCGUUCCCCUCUACAGCCCUUCGAAAAGUCCUCUCACCUCGCUCCACUCCCUGGUCCACUCUUGCAUCUCUCCAAGGCCGUUUCAAGUCCCUCCCUCCCGGUUCGCGCGUGGAAGUGUCCUUCGAAUCUUUCAGUGCGGCCAGGAGAUUGGGAGAAAUAUUGAGUGGGCGAGAGGCCAGGAGAUUGAAGGAGGAUGGGGGAUUGGAUCAGGAGUUUGAGGGAAAGAGGAUGUUGGGACAGAGUUUGGGAGGUGCGGGAUUGAUUGUGGAUUAUGGAGAUGUGGUGGCUAGCGGUGAUAGUUGGCGCGCCUUCAAGAAACACGCAUUGUCUGAUCCGCUUAAAGAUGCGGGGGAAGCGGACCUGACAGCUAAUGUGGACUUUGCCUACUUGAGGUCAGCCCUAGAAGGCACCGAUGCUCGGCCACUGGGUCCGAUGACCCAAUCCUCCUUUCUCCAAUCGCUAGGUCUAGCACCAAGACUCAAGCAUCUGCUCGAAUCGCCUUCCAUUACCGAAGAGAACAAGGCGGAUAUCAGAACGGCAGUCAGGAGGCUGAUCGAUCAAAAGGGUAUGGGAACGCAGUACAAGUUUUUGGGCAUCGAAGCUGCUCCUGGUGGACCUGCUCAGCAACCGUCUGCCCCGCUGAAAAUAGAGGGCGAUGAGGACAGAUUACCUGUCUACCCUUUCGAGCAAUAG